Molecule: messenger RNA, 1267 nt
Organism: Exophiala dermatitidis NIH/UT8656
Lineage: Eukaryota; Fungi; Ascomycota; Eurotiomycetes; Chaetothyriales; Herpotrichiellaceae
Exons: 1
Coding region: 1-735 (244 amino acids)
Source: RefSeq, a predicted model, not a curated record
AUGCCACCUCCAAACUCCGUCACUUCUCCUGCUGUGCCCUCCUUCCCCAUGGACAACAGGACCUCAUCCAUCAACUUCCAUUUUCCUUGGCUGGCAGGUGCUAUUGCUCCUGUGAGUGAUAGCCAUGAGCUAGGUGUCACAUCAGUCCGCAGUCAGCAGUCGACGGCAUAUACCAAGUCCACUGCUCCACCGGGUUUGAAGUGGCUUUGCCCUGCAACGAAAUGCAAGAGGCUCUUCACCCGUCAAGGCGAUCUCAUGAACCAUCUCAAGGCCAAACAUGAGGACAGCGCACUAGACUUGUUUCUGGAGAAUCGAAAUGCCUACCUUCGACCUAAGGGUGAUGGCGGUCUUUCGGGUCGAGGUACACAUCAGAACAGCCAAAUUGGCGCGGCAGAGCUGGAAAACACAUAUCUGACCUCUGUCCAAUUCCCAAUCACCUCGACUUCCAACCUGCACACUGCAGCCCAGAACGUCGUGGUAAUUCCUUCGUAUGCAGAUACUUGUAUGUUCGACAUCACGAACGGCGUGGGCCUAGCCAUGCCAAUCGCCAUGCCAAGCCCCAACAACAUCUACUCGGUCGACCGAGUGGAAUGGGCUAUGCAGACCGUGGUACCAGACCUCGACGACAAUCAACUUGCUGACCGGGUGGGGUGGGCCAUGCCACUCGUUGUAGCAGACCACGUGGACAUCCAGGUUGUCGGCAACACCCAAUUCAGGCCAGGUCAUUGGGUGUGAACACCACUGCGUUCCCAGCCCCGGCUCGUUUGCUCCCCUAUUCGGGUUCUCAGCAUCUAUGUACCCAACCCGUACAUGGCAUGGCAUGGCAAGGAGGAGGGACCCUGCCGCAGGCGGAUCUUUCACAAUACCACUCUCAGAGGAUUGUGUCAGAGCACAGACAUUCAAGCGCCUUCGUAUUCCUGUGCGCAACGGGUUUGAAUUUCAUUGCUUGUUCUUGGCUUACCUGGACAUCGUUUGGCCGAUACUCGGGUAUCCGCUCUGCACAUACUGCAGUACAAUUUCCUUACAAUGCGCUUGUCUCCCCCCUUUUUUCUUGCGCUCAUGUAGUGUCGCGGACAAUCAGCAAUAUUCUGGAUCGGAGCGAAACGGAUAUGAUAUGUAUGUGGGCUGGUUUGAGUAUUACUGAGAUGUCUGUACCUAAAACACUUGCGCAUUCAAGAUGCAUUUGAACCACAGGUGACUUUCCGAGCUACUGUUGAUAUCGCAAGCUGAUGCCUGGAUAUCGACGUAUGUACCUACUAGCACUUAG